GGGAUUGGUCCUUGUUUGCCCAAAGUCGGCGUCGCAACCUGUAUUUCCACACUCUUGGUGUGCGUACUAAUCGGUACGACUACACUAGCAUGCUUCCCAAACAGCCACCUUCACAGUCGUCCGAGACAUGGUUGCCUCGCGGACCUUCCUCGGCUCAACAAGCCGCGUCUAAAAUGUCUCUUGGUGUGGUCCAUUUACCCCACAAGCGCAUUAUGGCAUGUCUCUACUAUACGAACCUAUCACCAGUUUUUACCUGUUCCCUUGGCCCAACAACUACCACAAUACUGCCUUAGGUCAAGGCAAGCACACUUGUAG
Messenger RNA from Bipolaris victoriae FI3, 315 nucleotides. RefSeq lists its product as hypothetical. NCBI's taxonomy places the organism in Eukaryota, Fungi, Ascomycota, Dothideomycetes, Pleosporales, Pleosporaceae. The record is from RefSeq and is a predicted model, not a curated record. The transcript has a single exon. The annotation marks the transcript as partial.